Molecule: messenger RNA, 2013 nt
Organism: Enhydra lutris kenyoni (northern sea otter)
Lineage: Eukaryota; Metazoa; Chordata; Mammalia; Carnivora; Mustelidae
Gene: PEAK3
Product: PEAK family member 3
Exons: 3
Coding region: 1-1404 (467 amino acids)
Biological process (GO): protein phosphorylation
Cellular component (GO): focal adhesion; actin cytoskeleton
Molecular function (GO): protein kinase activity
Source: RefSeq, a predicted model, not a curated record
AUGAGCGGCCCUGAGCCAUCCACUGAGACCCCUGGGCCUGACGCCCCAACCUGGCCGACUCUGCCCACCUACAGCAACCUUGGCGAGGUCCGCGCCCAGAUGCUGCCCUCCAAGGCCUGCCACCCUCGGACAUCCAGGCCCCCCUUGACUGACCCGCAGCCCCUGCCCCCACCUCUGCCCAAGAAGACCCUGGCCAGGACCCGGUCCCUGCCCACCCACAGGGCCCCCAGCUCCAGCCCCACUCCUGCAGGGCAGCCUCGGAGGCCCUUUCUGGGGUCCCACAGUGUGGACGAGAGCCAGGCCGGCAACGACCAAGCGUGGGCCUCUGGUCCCCCUGUGGAGCCACAUAAUCGCUCGCUCAACAGCCCGCUGGGCCUCGGCUGGCCCAACCUGCAUCGCCCCGAGGCUGUGCGCGCCUUCCUGGAGGCCCGGCAGCUGGAAGGCGUCCGUACCGUGCACGCCCAGCUCCGGGCCCGGCUGCUGGGGGGCCGCCCGGGCCCCUGUCACCCCGGCCACGGCUUCCGCCUCCUGGACAGCUCGCCAUGUGUGGACAGCGGGGAUGCCCUCUACUACCGCCUGGUGCGGGUGGGCGACGAGGCGUGGCACAUGCUGGCUGCCAAGGUGCCCAAGCCGGGAGCCGAGGAGCCCCACCCGUGGGGCCUGGAGCUGCAGGCCUCGCUGGGCCCACACUUCAACCUGCAGGGGCUGUGCGGCCUGGUGCCCGAGGGCGCACUGCCUGGAGCGCCCUGGAGCGGCCCCGUGGCGCUGGCGGCCGAGGUGCCGGAGCGCACGCUGACCCAAUGGCUGUCUGAGGUGGGCAGGGGGCUGCAGCCGGCGGAGUUCCCCUGGGUCGCGGCCCUGCUGCUGCUGCAGCUCACGUCCGCACUGGAGCACCUGGAGGCUCGGGGCGCGGCCUUGGCAGAGCUGCGGCCCGAGAACCUGCUGCUGGUGGCGCCCCGGGGCUGUGCCACGGCCGGGCCCCCUCGCCUGCUGCUGGCCGACUUUGGCCGCGUCCGCCCCCAGCCCCCGGGACACCGGGGCGCCCACGCGCAGCAGCUAAGCCACCUGCUCAGUGCCCUCCUGGGCCCCGUGGCGCCCUCAGCCACGCCCUUGGCAUCCGGCCUGGAGACUCUGGCGGCCCGGCUGGCCCACUUGCAGCCCUCAGCGGCCCAGGCGCGGGCUGCGCUGCAGGUGCUGCUCUGGGGCCCCGGGCCUGAGCUGCGCGGCCGAGGAGCCCCGCUCGUGCCCUGGCUGCGGGUGCGCCGUGCACUGCUGGUCCUGCACCUGGCCGAGCGGGCGGCGGCGGGGGAGGCGCCCGGCCUGGAGGACUGGCUGUGCUGCACAUACCUGGCGGAGGCCACGGAGGCCUCCCUGGGCCACGCCCUGGCGCUGCUGUGGGACUGACGCCUCCCAAGGGCCUCCCCGAGAGGUAGGCACCCUUCCCAGGCCUGGCGCCAGAAGGCCAGUGGGGACUGCCUCCAUGAUAGAAGGGACGCCCUCUUCCAGAAACAGCCAGAAGGGUGCAGGACCGUGGACACACAGCCCCCUUUCUAUGCUGGGGACUUGGGCCCAAGUCCUCCCCUGGAAGCCUGGGGGCUGGGGCUAAUGACCAGUGCCUCCAAAGGCUUUCUGACGCCAGGACGACCCCCACCUCUACCAGGUGUGGCCACUCCCUGUCCACCAAGGUCUGUGUGAGUAUGGGACCCCUCUCCCCAGCUUCCAGCAGAGGCGAGGCUGUCCCUCUAGUGGAGUCUGAGGGUCACCGUCUCGGUUGAGGAGGUGGACGCUGUCCUCCAUCUCCCGUCCCGGAGCACCCCUUGUGCCGAGGACGGCCAGUGACUGUGAGUCUAGACCUGGUUGGCGUCUCCAGGGGGAGGGGAAGCUCCUAGAACCUGAGACGCCCAGUCCCCCAGCACAGCCCGCCUCAGAGGAGUCUGAACUCACCUGCCCAAGCGUCCCCACAGGGUCCCAUGCCUUCUGCCUCCCCUACUCUCUCCACCCACUGUGGCCUCC